GAAAGAUUUUAGCAUACGCGCCACUGCCGAAACCCUUCCCCUUCCCCUUCAGCAGAAGGCGCUCACUUAUUUUUGAACAAAACCCUAAAUCUCCGGCGACGUUUUACUCGCAACGAUGAAGCUCGUCAGGUUUUUGAUGAAAUUGAACAACGAGACAGUGUCGAUUGAGCUAAAAAAUGGAACCGUUGUUCACGGCACAAUCAUCGGUGUUGAUAUCAGUAUGAAUACUCACUUAAAGACAGUAAAGCUUACUUUGAAGGGAAAGAAUCCUGUGACUAUGGAUCACCUGAGUGUGAGGGGUAAUAAUAUUCGCUAUUACAUCCUUCCCGAUAGCUUGAAUCUCGAGACGUUGCUUGUGGAAGAGACACCUCGGGUGAAGCCCAAGAAGCCCACUGCAGGAAGAGCUGUUGGACGUGGCAGAGGCCGUGGCCGUGGGCGCGGGCGUGGCAGAGGCCGCUAAGUAUUAUUCCCAUCAUCUAAAUUUAUUGCUGGCCUUUUGUUAUGUAAACAUCUGUAUUAAGAACUGAACUAGCUAAAUGACUUGAAUAUGAUCGGCGCGUUGUUUACUGGUAAAGAUCAUUUCAAUAUUAAUGACCUUUGGCUUAAUUGAUCA
Salvia hispanica is the source of this 613-nucleotide messenger RNA. RefSeq names its product small nuclear ribonucleoprotein SmD1a. Gene Ontology annotation, molecular function: RNA binding. The record is from RefSeq and is a predicted model, not a curated record. Gene Ontology annotation, biological process: spliceosomal snRNP assembly; RNA processing. Lineage: Eukaryota; Viridiplantae; Streptophyta; Magnoliopsida; Lamiales; Lamiaceae.